Molecule: messenger RNA, 2262 nt
Organism: Paramisgurnus dabryanus
Lineage: Eukaryota; Metazoa; Chordata; Actinopteri; Cypriniformes; Cobitidae
Gene: pheta2
Product: PH domain containing endocytic trafficking adaptor 2
Biological process (GO): endosome organization; receptor recycling; retrograde transport, endosome to Golgi
Cellular component (GO): trans-Golgi network; recycling endosome; early endosome
Source: RefSeq, a predicted model, not a curated record
AUAUUUUACUGUAUGGAUGGGGUAAAACCUUUAUUGAAGGAAGCAUUCCAAAUACAUACAACAAUUUAAACUUGUCAAUUAUUAAUGUCCAGACUGUAGCCACGUCAAAUAUUAACUGACCAAAAAACACUAAACACACUCACAUUUGGUACCUGCAUUUAAAAUCUGGAUAAAGUAGCCUACUAUUUGUCUUUAUUGCAGGAAAGGCAAUGUAAACAAUUCUUUAAACUUUUUCCAGUUGAUCAAUAAUUAAGUUUUUGUGUCGACUAAAAUCCCGUACAGCCUGCUUCUGUUUCAACUUUCAGUCUACAGAGAAUAACGCACAGGGUUUGUUACCAGGAAGUGGGUCGCGUUAUUUUUAUUUGAACACACUUGCUGGACGAUGUGAGGGUGCGUUGGAAAUACUUAACUUAUAUCGUUAUGUUCUUUACAACAUUUUUACACCAUGUGCAAUAGCCGGAGCUGUCGGCGUUUGAUUUGACGUGAUGUAACCUCGAUAAUCAUCGGAAAUACGAUACCGGCAAAAAACUCGUAUUAAGACACGGCUGCACGCCAGGUGGCGUUGUAAUGAAGAUCCAUGGGAAGAUUGUAACACAUUACCUGUCCUGCACUACACCUGUAGAUAAGGAGGGAUACCUAUAUAAAAAGAGGGAGAGGAACACAACUUACCUGCGACGCUGGUUUGUGUUAAAGGGAAAUCUGUUGUAUUACCAGGAGCGUCCGGGUGAUCGUAAUCUGUUAGGAGUGAUUGUUCUGGAGGGCUGCAUGGUGCAAGUAUGUGAGACGGAUGGUGAGUUCAGUUUCUCUUUGGUGUUCACUGGACCAGGCCUUCGUACUUAUAGACUGGCUGCUGAUGACCAUCUAAGCCAGGAGAGUUGGAUCAGUGCUUUGCUUUGUGCUAGUCACCUCUACCUUUCAAUGAUCGUCAGUGACCUGGAGAGACUUUACAAAGAAGCUAGAAAAGAGAAAGGCCUUUCGGAUCCCAUACAGACCUCUGCUGUGACUGCUGGUUGUGAGGAAACAUCCAUUGAUAAAAUGGCUUCCUGGAACACAAGACACCCUAAUUUCGGAAACGGGGCUUCCGUGGCACCAAGAGAUGUACGAAGCUACAGUACCGGUGCAGUACCACCUUCUAACAUGCCAAACAGACCCAUCAGCCAUAGUCUCCAGGCCCCUCCUAUUCCCAAAACCACCAAUAAGCGAUCUCCAAAGCUUUGGCCAAAGAGAAAUGCCCAUGUCACACCCUUAAAUAGUCCUGCACCAUCUUAUGGAGAGUGGCCAAUUGUGGGUUUCGAUCCAUUAGAGGAAUUUACUAAAUUGCAUGAGCAAUAUGGAAAUGAGGUUAGGCAACUAAGAGCAGAAUGGCUAAAGAAAAAGCAAGGGGAGGUGAAAUACAUUGAGGAGAAUCUCAUUGACCUUGGCUAAAGCAACGUCUAACUGGACCCCAUACCAGUCCUACGCCUACCUGUAUUAUUUUGUUUAUACUAACAUCUAAAUAUGGCUGUCACUAAUCAUGUUAUGUAACUAAUGUAGUAGCUAUGGUUGUAGUAAAUCUGAUACUACUAUUGUUUUAAGGUUAUGAAAGUAAGUGGUGGAGCACUGACUUUUGAUCCUGGCAACCCUUCUGGUAAAGAACUUCUUAUUUCUGUGCACUUUUCAUCCUGGUUCCUUAUUGAAGAACUAGCUCACUGUAGUUUUACCCCAUCCCUUAAGUUAAUUAUGUGCUGAUUUUUAUAACUGCAAAAAUUAUUUUCUUUUUUGUUUGCACUGCAAACACAACCAAAUUGAAUUUAAUGUUAACUUUUUUGAAGUGUUUGUAAGUCUGCUUUUAUGUUUUGGUUGUAUAUUUGUGAAUGCAAAAUAAUAAUUAUUAACUGGUUGUUCUUAAUUUGUAUUGUAUUAGCCUAAAUGUUUGUGGGUUUUUUUAUGGAUUAAAUUGUAUUGUGUUUAAUGAUAAAUACUCUUUUAUCUGACAGUAAGAUAUAAAUUAAGUUUUAGUGUACAUAGUGUGGCCUGGCUCAAAAUGUGAUUGUGUUGUGCAGUGGAUUACAAAAACAAGUGACUGUGUGUAUACAGUAGUUCUUCCUUUGCUGAGUUUGUUUUACACAGUUCUUGAGGUUUCACAAAUAAACCAAAAUACCCUGUUUGGUCUUCCUCUUUCACUCUGCUUCAGUUCGUUGGAGAUGUACAGUAAAUGUCAUUUGCAUUCUCUGUGAUUUAUUGGUGUUACUCAAGACAUUUAGGAGAUUAAAAGCAGUAUUU